This is a messenger RNA of Bacillus rossius redtenbacheri, 1157 nucleotides long. RefSeq names its product furin-like. Bases 165 to 719 code for a protein of 184 amino acids. The transcript has 6 exons. Lineage: Eukaryota; Metazoa; Arthropoda; Insecta; Phasmatodea; Bacillidae. Gene Ontology annotation, cellular component: Golgi membrane; trans-Golgi network. Gene Ontology annotation, molecular function: serine-type endopeptidase activity. Gene Ontology annotation, biological process: protein processing. The record is from RefSeq and is a predicted model, not a curated record.
CCCGGCACAUCGGCAGUGCGCGCCUGGCCGUCAGCGCGGGCAGUUCCUCACGGCCAUGCCGCUCGCGACGCCGGGUUGAGCCGCGCCUCUAGGUCCGCGACUGGCAGGUCGUCGGCCCGACCUGCAGGUGUGUGUGUGUCCACCCCUGAGGACCAGCCGGCGCCAUGCGGGCCCUUUGGCUGCUCGCCUGCUGCGCGGCGCUAGCCUCGAGCCGCGCCGGGCCGGUCUACCACAACCAGUUCGCCGUGAGGGUCCCCGCCGGCCGCGCGCAGGCUGACGUCAUCGCCGCGCGGCACGGCUUCACCAACCUGGGGCAGAUCGGCAAGCUGCCCGGCUACUACCUGUUCGAGCACCAGCACGUGCACAAGAGGUCGCUGACCCCCAGCGAGAUCCACCGCCACAAGCUGUCCUCCGAGCCGGAGGUGCACUGGGUCCAACAGCAACACGAGAAGGUCCGCAAGAAGAGAGACUUCUUCGUCGAACUGCAACCCGCAGCACCGGGUGUACUCCCCGCCAGGCGAGACACAUACUCUGGCUAUCUCGAACCGGAUGGCCAGGAAGAAAAGAUUUUGUCUCCUCAGCAUGGACUAGAAACAGUCUUCUACACUUGCAACGAAAAAGAAAUGACGGAGCAGACCAGAUACUGCAAAGCACACGAACAUUUCAACACGAGUGUCACGGGGGACGGCUGCUUGCCGGAGCCGCUGCGCCGGAGGUGAUACCUGCGGGCACACCUGGUGACCUCCGUCCAUCAGCCCCCCGCCGCGGGCAGCCUGGCGACGCACCGCGGUGGCCGCCGGCUCGCAUGCGGAGACACAGCGAAGGACUGAUCGAAUGUCAUCGAGUUUCCACAGCUUCGUAACAAAUGACGAAAUCAGUUUAAACUUGGUUUGGUGAAGAAGAAAAAUUCCGGCUCACUUAGUGUACGUCAAAAUAUCUCGAGCUGGAGUGCUAGUACUAGGGAUGUUUUCAAAAACUUUGUCCUUCAAACAUAAACUAUAACAUAACAACCAUAUUGUGACGGAUAACUGCUGGACAUAGACCUUGUAUUUUUAACACAAAAACUAUUUUAAAAAAUGAAAUUAAUGAAUUGUAAUUGAGCAUUAUGUAUUGUGUAAAGCAUGUUAUCGUUGUGUAUUUGAGUAUGAUUAGAUUAU